AGAACGCAGAUAAACACAUCAUAGCCUGUUUCCAGCCAGCCCCUUACAUUAUCUUGACAUCUUUGUAUUUCAUCAUCGCUCUUUCCUCGUGAACAAGAAAAGGAUAUAUAUUAAGACACCUCCUCAGGCACCACCACCACCUCCAACUUCUAUCAUCAUGCUUCCUACAUCUAUCCAAACAACUGCUUCCUCAUCUACAUCCUCUGUCUACACAACGCUCGUCAAGAGUAUCAACGACUACAUCGACGACGACGACGACGACGACGACGACGAGUAAUCGAUCAAUCUAUCUAUCAACAAAAGGUCUUUAUUUCAUCAUGGGUGCUGUCGUCUCCUGCAUUGAAGCCAUCUUCGGCGCAAUCGGCCGCUGCCUAAUGGCCAUCGUAAACGGCAUCGGCGCAAUCCUUCAAGCCAUCAUCUCCGGCGUCGUCACCGUGUUUGAUGUGAUCAUCUCGUGCGUCACUUGCGGUGCUGCUGGGGGAAGAAGAAGAAGAAGACAUCACGGCACGACGACGAGGGCGACUAUAUGAUCCCAUUCUCCGUCCUCUACUUAUCUAGUCCUCUCGCCGAAUGAGCGACUCUUCUUCGCUUGCGGCUUUCGAUCGACGAUUACGAUUACGAUUACGAUUUGAGUUAUGAUGCUAUGGUUCUUUUUUUCUAUGUGUUAUUGCUUCUUGCGAGUACUCCAUUUGUAUUUGAUAUCAUACCCCUCUGUAGUCUAGAUUCAAACGAAUCCAUCUUCGAUCGUAUCUUCCC
Messenger RNA from Talaromyces stipitatus ATCC 10500, 756 nucleotides. RefSeq lists its product as uncharacterized. Bases 318 to 530 code for a protein of 70 amino acids. The record is from RefSeq and is a predicted model, not a curated record. The transcript has 2 exons. NCBI's taxonomy places the organism in Eukaryota, Fungi, Ascomycota, Eurotiomycetes, Eurotiales, Trichocomaceae.